Haliotis rufescens (red abalone) is the source of this 942-nucleotide messenger RNA. Its product is annotated as N66 matrix protein-like. The transcript is spliced from 2 exons. The coding region runs from base 1 to 942 and encodes 313 amino acids. The record is from RefSeq and is a predicted model, not a curated record. Lineage: Eukaryota; Metazoa; Mollusca; Gastropoda; Lepetellida; Haliotidae.
AUGUCUGGACAUGGGAGGUCUGGCAUUGGGAAGUCUGGACAUGGGAGGUCUGGCACUGGAAGUCUGGACAUGGGAGGUCUGGUCAUAGGAAGUCUGGCAUUGGGAAGUCUGGACAUGGGAGGUCUGGCAAUGGGAGAUCUGGCCAUGGAAAGUCUGGUCAUGGGAGGUUUGGCAAUGGUAAGCCUGGCCAUGGGAAGUCUGGUCAUGGGAAAUCUGACAAUGGAAAACCAGGUAAUGGGAGGUCUGACCAUGGGAAGUCUGACAAUGGUAAGCCUGGCAAUGGGAGGUCUGGCCAUGGGAAGUCUGGACAUGGGAGGUCUGGCACUGGAAGUCUGGACAUGGGAGAUCUGGAAGUCUGGCAUUGGGAAGUCUGGACAUGGGAGGUCUGGCAAUGGUAAGCCUGGCCAUGGGAAGUCUGGUCAUGGGAAAUCUGACAAUGGAAAACCAGGUAAUGGGAGGUCUGACCAUGGGAAGUCUGACAAUGGUAAGCCUGGCAAUGGGAGGUCUGACCAUGGGAAGUCUGACAAUGGUAAGCCUGGCAAUGGGGGGUCUGACAAUGGUAAGCCUAGCAAUGGGAGGCCUGGCAUACGGAGGUCUGACCAUGGGAAGUCUGACAAUGGUAAGCCUGGCAAUGGGAGGUCUGGCCAUGGGAAGUCUAACAAUGGUAAUCCUGGCAAUGGGGGGUCUGACAAUGGUAAGCCUAGCAAUGGGAGGCCUGGCAAUGGGAGGUCUGACCAUGGGAAGCCUGACAAUGGUAAGCCUGGCAAUGGGAGGUCUGGCCAUGGGAAGUCUGACAAUGGGAGGCCUGGCACUGGUAAGCCUGGCAAUGGAAAACCGGGCAAUGGGAAGUCUGGUCAUGGGAAAUCUGACAAUGGAAAACCAGGCAAUGGGAAGUCUGGAAAUGAGAAGCCUGCUAUUUCACCAAACAUGGAAGGAUCUUAA